Belonocnema kinseyi is the source of this 531-nucleotide messenger RNA. RefSeq lists its product as uncharacterized. NCBI's taxonomy places the organism in Eukaryota, Metazoa, Arthropoda, Insecta, Hymenoptera, Cynipidae. Bases 1 to 531 code for a protein of 176 amino acids. The record is from RefSeq and is a predicted model, not a curated record. The transcript has a single exon.
AUGGAAGAUAGCUUAACUACUAAGGUAAGAGAAGUGUUCGAUGGCUCUGCCAAAUCCUCGUCCGGUGUCUCUCUAAAUGAUGCCUUAAUGGUCGGUUCCACUCUUCAGGAUGAUCUUUUUGGGGAACUAAUUCGAUUUCGGUCACGAAAAAAUGCUCUGACCGCGGAUAUGGAAAAAAUGUACCGCCAAAUAAAGGUACAUCCUGAAGACGCCAUUUAUCAAAAGAUUGCUUUUCGCGCGAAUCCAGACGAACCCAUAAAAGUAUUUACAUUAAACACGGUCAAAUACGGUACAUCUUGCGCAUCCUUCCUUUCUAUUCGUGCUUUACAUCAAUUAGCGCACUAUGAAGGAUCAGCGCAUCCGUUGGCAGCCUCGGCUUUGAAACAAGAUUUUUACGUCGACGACUUGCUAACGGCUGCCAAUACGCACGAAGAAGCCCUACUUCUCCGCAAUGAUCUUAUUCAACUAUUACAUAUAGGGGGUUUUAACUUGCAAAAAUGGGCUUCUAUUCGAUCCGUCCGUUAUUUCUGA